Molecule: messenger RNA, 1726 nt
Organism: Acipenser ruthenus (sterlet)
Lineage: Eukaryota; Metazoa; Chordata; Actinopteri; Acipenseriformes; Acipenseridae
Product: hyaluronidase PH-20-like
Exons: 6
Coding region: 1-1122 (373 amino acids)
Biological process (GO): carbohydrate metabolic process; hyaluronan catabolic process
Cellular component (GO): acrosomal vesicle
Molecular function (GO): hyalurononglucosaminidase activity
Source: RefSeq, a predicted model, not a curated record
AUGAAUUUCCUGGAUGAACUUGCUAACAGGCUCUUGGGGGAAGAGGAUGUGGUGGAGGGACAACAACUCAGUGACUUUGUCAUCAUCUGGACAACUCAUCAGCAGAGAAAUAUUGCUCUGCGACUGUAUGACAAAAAUCAUUUUGCCUUGUUAUGGAAUGCACCUUCAAAUCCAUGUUUGCAAAAGUAUGAUGUUCCCAUAAAUCUGAGUCAGUUCACUGCAGUAAACCUCGCCACAAGAAACAUGGUGGAUCAGCAACUCACACCGUUUUGCAGACUAAGAUUCUACCCAUCUGCUGAGAAUGUUCAGUAUUAUAUACCUUCAGGAGAUUCCAAAGUGUUAACAGUGAUCGAUUGGGACUCCAGUGACUACUUAAAAGGCUUCUACCUGUUUCCAGACUGUUAUAACUAUGACUACACAAAUACUGGUCAUGUUUACACUGGCAAAUGCCCCCCUCUUGCUAAAACUAGAAAUGAUCAAUUAAAAUGGCUGUGGGAAGCAAGCACAGCACUUUAUCCAUCAGUUUACUUGUCAACGUUUUUAAAAAACUCAGACAAAACAGCUUUAUUUGUACGCAAUCAGGUUUAUGAAGCAAUGCGGGUGGCCGCACUUCCCAAACGACUCUUUGUCCCACCAGUUUAUGUGUACAACCGACCAGUCUUCACAGAUGCUACUGAUCAGUUUUUAAAUGAGAAGGAUCUUGUCAGCAGUAUUGGUGAAUGUGCGGCUUUGGGAGCUGCUGGAGCUGUUAUAUGGGGUGCAUCCGCUGACUAUAGCAAUAAGGAAUUAUGCCAGGCACUGUCAAAGUACCUAACAGCAACACUGAACCCCUACAUUGCAAAUGUGACUGCAGCAGCAAAACUUUGCAGUGACAUUCUUUGCCAAAGCAAUGGAAGAUGUGUCAGGAAGAAUUACAACUCCAGUGAUUACUUACACCUCAAUCCUGCGAACUUCAAAAUACAAAAGAGGCAGAAUGAAAAAUAUGUUGCUUUGGGAAUAGUAACCUCUGCUGAAAUGAACGCCCUUGCAAGCAAGUUCACCUGCCAGUGUUAUACAGGAAAGAAAUGCCAGGCUCAGUUACCAACUGAUAUUUCAAACACUCCACAAAUCAUUCAGAUCUAGUACUGACAUGAUAUACAGUACGGACUCAGAAAGAUUGAUGAUUUGCUUAAAAUGAAGUUGUAUUUUGUUUAAAAACUAAUUACACAUUCUUAUCAAACAGUUUAAUGGUGUUAUAUUAGAAUACUUUUUUGUGAAGAAAAGGAUUUGUUUUUUUUGUGGAAAAUGGGAUGGGAGGAAGCCAUGGAGCUGAAGGAAGGAGGAGCUCCAUAGUGCCUCUCCUGCCUGGAGUUUGGGAACCUCAGGGAUGUGUGCCCCAACAAAGACCCUCUCUUUGUGCAGGCCUUCGAUCGGGGUCAGGUGGAGGCCGCAGAAGAGUGAUGUCCCAGGGACCAGCCCAGAGAAGGAAGAAGGGGAGGAGCAGCUGUUCCCAGAGUCAAGCCAGGAAGGCAGUGCCAGCUCCAGAGCUGCCUCCUCCAGGAGGAGAAAGAAACAGCAGGCGAAGCCCCACUGUCUCCAGCACAGACAAGGAUCAUCCAAACCCAGAGAUCGACCUGAGGAACUGACAUUGCUGGGUGUGCAAGGAUGGUGCUCAGGCACCUAUCUGCGUGCUGUCCCCUCCACUGCCAGCAGGGAGAACAGGCAUCCCGCUGUGGUGGAUGAAGAA